AUGGUAGCGGCAGUAGCUUAUAUCCGAGUCAUUCAUACUGCUACUACAUCAAAGCAUAACGGUAACACUAUGCCAGUGCUCAACGAUGAUCCAGCCUAUGAUUCAGACGAGCAUGAUGGCUGGGGCAUAAGUGGAUUCAAUGAUGGCAAAGGCUUACGGUUCAACGUUGAAUUUGUUCCCCUUCAAGACAUGGCAGGCACAUCAAAACGACGUAAAAAUGCGAAACCAAAGGCGAUCAACAAAGUUGUAUACAUUCACGAGGAUUUCGACCUGAAAGACAUGCUUGUGAAAGAUAUCACACUCGAAGGAGAAGAAGAUUAUGCAGAGAUGGUUGGGCAAGUACAAGGGAAGAAGAGUGCCGAGGGUACAUUAAUUCUUGUCGAGAACAAGGUGACCAUUCAGGAGAUACCAAACAGCAACUCACAAGAUGCUGAUGAAUCAAAUGACGAGGCAGAGCCACAGAGGCCACAGAAACGACAAUCUCUGAAUGCACUGGAUUCAGACGAUGACACGCAGCCACAAAAAAAGGCAAAAAGGCAAUCCCAAGUUCGUGAACCAACUGUUGAGGAGCAAGAACAAGAUAAGAUCAUCAAGAAUUUACAAGACCACUACCACUGUGAAGAUAAAGCUUGCCCAUACAAUCAAUGCUGGCCUGCUGGCAUGUCCGUCAAUGACCAUCAAGCAAAAAUUGAUGGAGUCAACAUCGACCAUCCUCCAAAUAGCAAAAUGUUUGACCCACCCGCACGCAGGGGAUCUAGCUCCUCCAAAGACAAUGACAUUCUUGCAUUGGCUAAACGACGAAGAAAUCAAAUUACACAAGACUCUAAACUGUCAUCGAAUAUCACUGUCAACUUUUCUGGCCUUGCAGAGCUCCUCAGUACAGCCCACCAAACUCCAGCACCUCAGCCUGAUGUUUCUUCUACUGUCCAGCAGCCUUCUCAACCAACUCAAGUCCCGCCUCGUCUUAGCCUUCAAGCCUUCUGUGAUUUGUACGAUCUCCCACUCUCAGUCUAUGAUAAACUCAAUAGCCAUCAAAUUACGGAUAAUCAACUGCGCACAGAGUGUGUGUUGUCAAUCGGAGAACUUGCAGCAGUACGGGAUGCUGAGGAACGUUGGAAGGAGUCCCACUGA
This is a messenger RNA of Suillus plorans, 1131 nucleotides long. RefSeq lists its product as uncharacterized. The record is from RefSeq and is a predicted model, not a curated record. Bases 1 to 1131 code for a protein of 376 amino acids. NCBI's taxonomy places the organism in Eukaryota, Fungi, Basidiomycota, Agaricomycetes, Boletales, Suillaceae. The transcript is spliced from 8 exons.